GCAGAGGCGAUGAUUGGCGUCGGACUUGUACAUACCUUAGUCUAGUCGAGUCUAUAUAUCCUGCUAUACAACGGGGGUGUCUUCAGGCGAGACGGUGGCCUGAUUCGACCUUGUCUAUAAAUUGGGCACAUUUCUUGGUUUACCCUGAGAAGAUUCAUUCCUCAUCUGUUCUUUCAACUGUGCUUUUCGUGCAUCUUCACCAUGAGGUCCCUACACUUCCUACUGUUAUUCAUUUCCCCUUCCUUUGCUGUUCCAUCCCUCUUCCCUCGCCAGUCUGGUCUCGACACAUGGCUCGAACAGGAAGAAGACAUCUCUCGCACAGCGAUCUUGAAUAAUAUCGGCGCCGACGGGGCCUGGGUGCCAGGUGCGCGCUCUGGCGUCGUGAUUGCGAGUCCGAGUCGGAGUGACCCUGAUUACUUCUACACCUGGACUCGCGACUCCGGACUGGUCCUCAAAACCCUAAUCGACCUGUUCCGCGACGGUGACAAGGCCCUGCUGCCCACCAUCGAGCAGUUCGUCACCUCGCAGGCCCGCAUCCAGGGCGUGUCAAACCCCUCCGGUAAUUUAGCCAGCGGGGCAGGUCUCGGCGAGGCUAAAUUCAACGCCGACGAGAGCGCGUUCACCGGCGGAUGGGGUCGGCCGCAGCGAGACGGGCCGGCGCUGAGGGCUACGGCGUUGGUGGGCUUUGGAGAGUGGCUAGUUGACAAUGGUUACACCGCCGUAGCAAAGGACAUCAUCUGGCCGGUCGUGAGAAAUGAUCUGUCGUAUGUGGCGCAGUACUGGAACCAGACCGGGUUUGACCUCUGGGAAGAAGUACAAGGAUCGUCCUUCUUCACCAUCGCCGUGUCGCACCGCGCCCUGGUCGAAGGCAGCGCCUUCGCCAAAAGCGUCGGCGCGUCAUGCUCCUACUGCGACUCGCAGGCUCCCCAGAUCCGAUGCUACCUGCAAUCCUUCUGGUCGGGAUCCGGCAAGUACAUUCUCGCGAACUUCGGCGGCGGGCGAACUGGCAAAGACGCCAACACUCUGCUGGGCAGCAUCCAUACCUUCGACCCGGCCGCGGCGUGCGACGACGUGACCUUCCAGCCGUGCUCGCCGCGCGCCCUGGCAAACCACAAGGCCGUGGUAGACUCGUUCCGGUCCAUCUAUGCCAUUAACGCGGGCCGCAAGGCCAACGAGGCCGUUGCCGUGGGUCGCUACGCCGAGGACGUCUACUACGGGGGCAACCCGUGGUUCCUGACGACGCUGGCCGCGGCGGAGCAGCUGUAUGAUGCCCUGUAUCAGUGGGAUAAGCUGGGCCAGCUGAGCAUCACCGACGUGUCGUUGCCCUUCUUCCAAGCGUUGGACAGUUCGGCCAGCGUGGGAAGCUAUGCGUCGUCGAGCGCAAAGUAUACGAGUUUGGUUAAUGCUGUCAAGACAUAUGCGGAUGGAUUCGUGAGUGUCGUGCAAACCUACGCCGCUUCCAACGGGUCAAUGGCCGAACAAAUCACCCGCGCAGACGGCAAGCAGACAUCGGCACGCGAUCUCACCUGGUCAUACGCCGCUCUGCUAACGGCGAACCGUCGUCGCAACGCCGUGGUGCCACCGUCUUGGGGCGAGACGGCGGCGACAUCCCUGCCGACCAAGUGCACCGCCACCUCCGCAACGGGGACGUACUCCAGCGUCGCCGUCACCAGCUGGCCGGCUAUCGGAGAUACCCCGGGCACGUCGGUCCCCUGCGCGUCGCCCACGGCGGUCGCCGUGACGUUCGAAGUGACGGCCACGACGGUCUAUGGCCAGGACAUCAAGGUAGUCGGCUCGAUCGCGGAACUGGGGUCCUGGAGCCCGUCCAGUGCGAUCGCAUUAAGCGCGGACCGCUACACGAGCAGCAACCCGAUAUGGUACGGCACAGUCAACGUGCCGGUGGACAAGACGUUCGAGUACAAGUAUAUUCGCGUGCAGAAUGGCGCGGUGACUUGGGAGAGCGAUCCGAAUCGCAGCCUUAGCGUGGCAGGUGGCUGCGGAGUAAGUGGGAAGACGCAGAAGGAUACAUGGCGGUGAUCGCUUCCUGUCAUUACGGGCUACGGAGUAUAACUGCUUUGCAUGAAGUUCCUCCGCAUUCAUUCGAGUUCAGGCAUCUCGGUUAACUUAGUGAUUCCUUAGCAGAUGAGCUCAUCUUAGAGUCUAGCACGUAAUCGGGCCGCGGUGGAGCCUUUUUCUUCGCUUUUUCUCUUCGGUUUCUUCAUCAAUUGAUU
Molecule: messenger RNA, 2231 nt
Organism: Aspergillus melleus
Lineage: Eukaryota; Fungi; Ascomycota; Eurotiomycetes; Eurotiales; Aspergillaceae
Product: glycoside hydrolase 15 protein
Exons: 5
Coding region: 202-2037 (611 amino acids)
Biological process (GO): polysaccharide catabolic process
Cellular component (GO): fungal-type vacuole
Molecular function (GO): glucan 1,4-alpha-glucosidase activity; starch binding
Source: RefSeq, a predicted model, not a curated record